UGUUUUAGUAAGUGACCCACCUCGCGAGUUUCAAGGAGAUAUCGCAAAUAAAAGAUCGCCUCGUCGACAGAAGAAUUAUGACAUAGAAACUUUAACUGUCUGAAGAUUGUAAAGAUUUACUAUAGUUACCAAAACUAUGGAAGUUAACAACACGCUUCGGGCACCAGCAGAGGUUCGGCCUCCAAGAACGGGUCAGGUCGGUCCGGAAGCGCUCGGUGCGUCGCAACUGCCGCCACGUCCACCGCUCACCAGAGUCGAUUCAAGAUCUGCCUUCCCGCCACAACUUCAGAGGCCUAACCUCCCGCCUCAAACUCAACAGAGGCCUCAAUUUCAGCCAGGAGGCCCAGUCACCAGCCCCCCACAAUUCGUACCUCGUCCAGGAACACCGGCGCCUAGGGGCCCAGUGCUGUCAGGUCCACCAGGCGCACAACCAAGACCACAAACACCAAACCUUCGUCCUGUCGGACCUCAAUCUUUUGCACCACAACAAGGACCUAGGCCACUCCAGUCACCUACGUCAGGCCAACCACCACAAAGAGUUCCUCCACCAAACAAUCUUCAGUUCGGACCGAGACAGCCUCCACAAUUUGGUGGUACAACCACUCCUGAUGGUGCUAGGCCGCAAUUAAUACAGCAAGCUAACGGAGCACCUAGAAACGGAGGACCACAAAGUCCGGUACUAACAAGUGGACAAAUCCCACGACAGCCGUCACAAGGCUCUUUACGAGGUUUGGAUUCUAACAAUUCAUACCAAAAUAAACCAGUCAACCUGGAGAAUCAAAGCGCACAUAAUACCUACCAAAAUGCCGCUAAGCCGGAAAAUGGCGGUGACUUGGCAGCCAUGGCUAAAACCAGAAGUUAUAGUAUCGCAGCAGCUCCAGGAGCAAUCAGUCCACUUAAAGUGGAAGAUGAUAGGCGAAAAUCUGUCAGUGGGAUCGGAAGCAGAGUUGAUGAAUUUGCCAAUCGCUCCCCGGGUCUUGGUUUGAUUCAAGAAGGAAAAGUUGAGAGCAAAGAAAAUAUGCGUAGCUCUAAAGAAAGUGUCAGAUCAGAAGCGUCAAACGAUGGAAAUAGGGAUUUAUCAGAACGACCAGAGUCACGUUUAUCUGGAUCUAGAAUGACAGAGUCACUUAUUGGUUCUUUGGGCGAUACCACCCCAAAAAAAAAGUUUGAUGAUAAUGACGAUGUGGUGCUUCAAAGUAACAUAACAUCAGGUAGAACUGAAACAGCAGGUAUUCCAAAUCCAAAGAAUUCGUUAGAUCGUUCACCAUCUUUGACCCGUAGCGACGAUUCUCCAGAACUUAAACAAAACAUUACUCCAAACAUAGGGCUAUUAAAUAAACCACAAAAUACUAUCCCAGAACCACAACAGCCGAAAACUCCUAAGGCUGAGAUGAAGCAAGAGAUAAAACCAGAGUUAAAACCAGUUCCUCAGAAAACCCCCAUGCAAGAACCGAAACCUCAUCAAGUACAGAAAAAACCUAAUGAGUUGAACACGUCCGGAAUUUCCGCUGAUAUAAAGAAAUCAACUCCACGCAAAUCUGCAUCUGCACCUAAAUCACGUAAUAAAGAUGGUGACAACGAUAGUGGCGUUGAUGAGUCUACGCAAGGAAAUGAUCUCAACGGCUCUCCCGGUUCACCCAAUAAGAAAAUCCCGAGUAAACUACCUACUAAGGAAAAGUCGAGCAACAGCCUUAGACAAAAUCUGUCAAGGUCUUCAAGCAAAAGCGCUGCUGCUAAAACUCCAGACACACCACCUCCAGCCGAAAAGAAGAAAGUGCCCAUGAACAAAAUUCAAGUAGGCAAUGCUCCAUCACCUAACAUAAAAGCUGUUAAGUCAAAGAUCGGCUCCUUGGAGAACGCUACGUACAAACCGGGUGGUGGUAAAGUUAAGAUUGAAAACAAGAAAAUCGAGUUUGGAAAUGUUACUCCGAGAAUUGCAGCCAAGAAUAAUACUUAUGUGCCUGGUGGCGGUUCAAAGAAGAUUCUUUCAACAAAAUUGGAAUGGAACGCCAAAUCAAAAAUAGGAUCUCUGGAAAAUGCUACGUACAAACCAGGUGGUGGUGACAAGAAGAUAGAAACAGUGAAACUGGACUUCAAAGACAAAGCGAAGCCAAAGGUUGCUUCUACAGCGAACAUCACUCAUAAGGCGGGUGGCGGAAACGUCAAGAGUCCAUUGCCACCGGUGACGCUGCCUCCGAGAUCGGACGAAAAUCUGAAUCAACAGCAGUGUUAAGAACAUUCUGGAGACUUCAGAGUCGAUCAAUUCUAACCAAGAGUCCAAACAUUUGUAUAUUUUUUAUAUUUGUUGACAUAGUAUAUUUGAUAUGGUUUAUUCUACCCUGUUUGAGUGAUUUAGAUGCGUUUGUUUUUAACUAAACGAUUGUUAGUGAUUUUGGUAACAUUAGUGUCAAUAAUUUAUGGCAUAUCCUUCUAGACCAAUAAUCUAUCGAUGCGGUUAGGUACAUGCGAGUUUUUGUAGACGGUGCAAGUUUGACUUCAUUGAUAAAAUUGAUAUUGUUUUGUUAAUUACCGUACGUAGGUAAAUUUUCGUAAGUGCCAAUAGGAAUUAGUAUCUUAGGAUACCCUUUGCUUUUUAUGUCAUUACUGUAACACGUUUCAAUGUUCUUUGUCUGUACUGUAAUAUAUUUUACGUCUUAGCAAAGUACGUUGUCUAUUACACAUCAUUGUUAUACCUAUCUAUUUAUUUUAUUAUUACUUACAGUAAAUUCACCAUUACCCAUUAAAAGUACCUAUCAAUAGAUGCACUACGUAAUCUAGAGAUACAUUAUAUUAAUUUGAUUGAGUGUACUCAGACUACAAUACUUAAAAUAAAUAUAGUAUGUAUUUUGUAUAUACUUAUAUUAUUUACCUAGUGUAUCUCGUAAAUAGAUCAAUACUGUUUAUCACUUUUUUGUUACGUUCAAUGUAUUUGUAGUUGUAUGCACUUGCCGUAUAAGCUAAGCUGUAUCUACGAGUAUAAGUAUAAUUUGGAGUGCUUUAAUGUAUUGGGCAGUUCUUGACACAGCACCAGGUCUGAAUAAAAUUUGUGAUAAUAUUAACAUUUAGACUUUUACAGCUAGUUUAGCUUUCUCUUAACGUCUAUAGACUACGCUUUCUGUUUUACAAACAAUUAAUUGUAUUUGAUAACACUUUUUAAUAUUUUAUAAAAGUGCUGUGACGAGAAUAUUGCGGGCUCGAGAAUGACUGACCAGAUUUUUAUUAUUAGAAAUAUACCUACAUGUUUUAAUGUAACUAUGAUAAUAUGAUUAGAUCUAGAUAGCGCGUAUUAAUUCAAUGUUAAAUGCUUUGUGUCACAAGGUUUACUUUGCAUUUUUUCGAACCACUUUAAUAAUUUAAAGCGUUAUAAUUUUUAUUUAAUUUCUUUUAUAUACUUACCAUUGUUUAGUUUUUGUUUUACCAUUAGUAAUACGCCUGUAUUUACGCAUCUCACUGGGAUAUUUAAUAAAAUUUUUCAGCCAUAUACCUACUGGUUAUUGUAGACUUCGAUAAGUAAGUACUUUUAGUAUUUUGUGAAAUCAACCGACAUACAAUGUAAUUGGAGAAUUCUUUAAUACAAUUUAACACGAGUGAUUUUGUUUAAUUUAUAAC
Messenger RNA from Hyposmocoma kahamanoa, 3609 nucleotides. It is a transcript of the gene tau, whose product is annotated as microtubule-associated protein tau. Gene Ontology annotation, molecular function: microtubule binding. NCBI's taxonomy places the organism in Eukaryota, Metazoa, Arthropoda, Insecta, Lepidoptera, Cosmopterigidae. The transcript is spliced from 8 exons. Bases 137 to 2233 code for a protein of 698 amino acids. Gene Ontology annotation, cellular component: neuron projection. The record is from RefSeq and is a predicted model, not a curated record. Gene Ontology annotation, biological process: neuron projection development; microtubule cytoskeleton organization.